GCUUUUAUUUUGAAAGACAGCGGAAAAUAAUUCACGCACGUAAACAGCUUCAAACUGACACGACACUCAAUUUUAUGACAGUUUUUUCGCAUACUGGGCACUGGAAAAUGCACUAUGGCGUACACGUUUUGAAUCGAUUUCAGGUAGACUACAAACUGCCUUUUGUUUAAAAAUUGCUCUGUAAACACCGCGCUUGCGCACCGACCCGAGUCGGUGCUGCUGUUUUCUGCUUUUGGGUCGAGCGGGUGGGAAACUUGGGUUUCCUUGCAAAAAACAGCUGCUGUAGCCAAGCUGCCAACGUGCAGACAGACGUCGCAUCGCACCGCGCACGGUGACUCAAGCAACAUUAUUCAUAUAAAAACCCGUUCAUUCAUUUCUAGUCGUUGUGCAUGCGAGGCGAGACGCUCGAUCCUGCGGUGGCUGAUCUUGACUGAUGUUCUCCAGUUUUGAGAUGAUCUAUUUUUGUGAUGGCAAAGGGGCUGUUUCCACGGGCCUGGGUGAAGAAGUCAUUCUAUUUCCAGGCUCGUAUUUACUUUGUGAGGGUGAAGUACUUGUUCCUCACCUGGCUGACGGUGUUGGUGGGGAGCUGGGUACUCUACGUGCAAUAUUCGGCCUACACGGAGCUGUGCCGAGGACACCAAUGCAAAAAUGCCAUUUGUGACAAAUACAGGCGAGGAAUCAUCGACGGCUCGGCCUGCAGUAGCCUGUGUGAUAAAGACACAUUCUACAUGAGCAGAUGUCUGUCAACACUGCCAAACAACCAGGUGUACACGGGAAGUUGGGGAGAUCACGAAGGAAUCGUUCGCUGCCAUUUGGGGGAAGUGACGCACUACGAGAUGGGCGAGGAGCCGGAGCCGCACAGGGAGGCGGCUGUUUUCGAGACCCCCACCAAAGGGACAUCGGUGGAGAAGUUCAGAGAGAUGGUUUUUCAUCAUGUCAAGUCCAAGCUCGGAGAUCAGGCUAACCUCGGCGGUCUGGUGAACGUGAUCCUGUCGGUGGCGGACGGCAACAAAGACGGAAAAGUGUCGCUUCCAGAAGCUCGCUCCACGUGGGCCCUCCUGCAGAUUGACGAGGUGCUUUUGGGCCUGCUGCUUCAGGAGCGCGGCCACACCCCUCGCCUCCUGGGCUACUGCGGCGACCUCUACAUGACGGAAAGGGUCCCCCACGGGCCCCUGUACGGUUUCUCCAUACCUUGGCCGCUGGCGUCCUGGGUCCCCGGCGGCCUACGGCGCACCGUGGACCAGUGGUUCGCUCCGUCGUGGCCUCGCAAAGCCAAGAUCUCCAUGGGCCUCCUGGAGCUGGUGGAGGACGUCUUCCACGGCACGUACGGCAGUUUCCUCAUCUGCGACCUGGCGGCGGCUCGCUUCGGCUACACCGACGGCCACGAGCUGCGCCUCACCGACACCCGGGCCGUGGUGCCGGAAAGCCAGUUCCGGCGGGGCAUGCGGGCGCUGCGCUGCGAGACGGACGCCGAAUGCGUGUACGGGGCCGACUGCCGGACGUCGUGCGACGCCGCCGAGAAGCGAUGCAGGGAGGAGCCCGUCCGGCCCAAUUUGGCCAAGGCGUGCAGUACGCUGAAGGACUACCUGCUGCACGGGGCGCCGUCUGCUCUGCGGGAGGAGCUGGAGAGGCAGCUGUACGCCUGCAUGGCCCUGAAGGGCGACGCCGGCCAGCUGAACAUGGAGCACUCGCUGCUGCUCAACAACUUGAAGGCUCUGCUGUGGAGACAGAUCUCGCACACCAAGGAUUCGUGAGCCGGGUCGCGGGGUCUGGUCUGACAACGCUGUGAUACGACAUGUCGACAAGAGCGCAUUUCACGUGACGCUAAUCACACAAAAACAAUCGGGACAUCGGUCCUUGAAUUUACGUUUCAGGUGAACUGAAAAUUCACUCUAACUUGUUAUCGUGGAACUUCAUUUGAACUCUCCACUUUUGAGCGCGUGCAUGUCAAUCGCAAAGAGCUGAACAGAGGAAUUCACGACACAUCGGCUUGGGUGAGAUGGGAUUUUUUGGGGGGGGGGGGGUUGUCUUUUGUGCUUUGCUUCCUUUUGUAGUUACUCAAAUUACUUGAUGAAUAAUUUCAACACCAAAUUUUGUUUCAACACUUUGAACAGAGGUUAAGGAGCUGAAGAGGAAAAUUCAUAACUGGGGGUGGGACUAUGACUUUUCAUCUUAAUUUGUUCCCAUCAUUUUUGCACAACUUUGUUUUUUCUGAUAAGGCGCCAAACAGAAAACCUCACAACACAUAAAACAUGGUCAUGUUUUCUGCAUGGAAUUUUUUUCUGCAUACGUUUGCAUGGAUUAGUUGUGAACCUUCGCCCCCCCUCCCCUUCCCUGUUACAUUGUCAAAACCCUUAAUUGGUCCCAUGAUGGGUUUUGUUCCAAAUUUGGAAGCCCACCCGAUGCCUCUUCAUUGUCACAUUCUCAACGGAUUUCAGUGCCCAGAGUGGGACAUUUUGGGCAUUGCUAAGCAACUGACUUGUCAAUCUACGAUCAAUAAGCACAAUCGUUCACUCGUGGGACAAGAAGGCGUUUUCCUCUCGAGCCAUUUUUGUGUUACACAUGAACUCAAAUAUUAAUGAACUGAGCUGUAUAGUUCUUCUUUUUUUUCUUCUAGAAAAAGAAUGACGGAUUAUUUUUCUAGAAACACAUGCUGAAAUAGUCUGAUGAAUGUUUGAAGCGAAGCUCUUUUUCGCACUCUACAAAAA
This is a messenger RNA of Hippocampus zosterae (dwarf seahorse), 2708 nucleotides long. It is a transcript of the gene dipk1aa, whose product is annotated as divergent protein kinase domain 1Aa. The transcript is spliced from 6 exons. Bases 468 to 1754 code for a protein of 428 amino acids. Lineage: Eukaryota; Metazoa; Chordata; Actinopteri; Syngnathiformes; Syngnathidae. The record is from RefSeq and is a predicted model, not a curated record.